Theileria equi strain WA is the source of this 1083-nucleotide messenger RNA. RefSeq lists its product as hypothetical. The coding region runs from base 1 to 1083 and encodes 360 amino acids. NCBI's taxonomy places the organism in Eukaryota, Apicomplexa, Aconoidasida, Piroplasmida, Theileriidae. The transcript is spliced from 2 exons. The record is from RefSeq and is a predicted model, not a curated record.
AUGCCACAGGCUAUAGAUGAUGUUAAUGUCACUACAAUACUAAGUAUUCUUUUAAAACUUGGAAUUGAAAAUAAUGUUAUUAUAACCUCCAUUAUACCAUUUUGUUACAAAAUCUCAGAUUACAACCGACUUCUCACCUGCAUACACAUGAUAUCUAUGAUGCAAAACAGCAAAAAAAAUCCCAGUUUUAAGGCUUUAGUGAUAAAAAGUGCAUUAGAACUACCUAUUAACGGUUCAACCUUGACAUUCAAAGAAAUAGGACGGCUUUGUGAAUCUUUGGCUGCAACUAAGCUUUAUAGUGAGAAUCUAGGAAACCUUAUAAUUUGGCUUUUGAAUGAUGACCUGGAAGAUCACAAAGUAGAAAUCGUUUCAUUUUCUUCAAUACUAAGGUAUUUGAGUCGCAUGAAAAUAGGUGAUCUAUAUUUAUGGCGUAUAUACAGCAAAUAUGCGCUUGAAAACAUAAUCACUGGAAACCCAAAAACUAUAAUAAAACUCCUGGAAUCAUUUGUGGAUAGAGGAUUUCGAAGUGAGGCACUACUUGGUUCUUGUGGACACAUUCUUGUUAACCAUAUAAGUGGUCUAAAUCCGAUGGACAUUGUUAGUUUGGCACAUAUUUAUCAUUUAUCUAACUACAACCAUUAUGAUCUAUUCAGCGGGAUUUGUGAUAUGUUAGAGAUCAUAGUUGGGCUCAUAGAUUCUAAAACAGCCAUAAAACUACUAGGAUUCCUAAGUUAUGUUUAUGGGCAGACUAAAACUUAUUUCACUCCAAAGCAUUAUCGUUCCAUAUAUCUCAUCUUUAAUAAGUGUUCUAUCGCAUUAGAAAUCUACGAUAUCAAAGACUUUAUGGUUCUAGCUCAAGGUAUUAAACAAUUCCAUUGUGUUAAAUCUAUGCAAUUAGAGAAAAGGUUGGUAAAAUAUUUAAACGAAUGCUCUUCUCAAUAUACAUUAUCACUAGAAGGAAAGAAAAAGUCUCAAAUAUAUGCAUCAAUCAUUUUGUCUAAAUAUAGAAAUGAGAAAAGAAUAACUCAAAGCGAAGCACUCACGCUUAAAUCACAACUUUCUGGAGCAAUAUCUUUAUCUUAA